Cantharellus anzutake is the source of this 1119-nucleotide messenger RNA. RefSeq names its product DUF21-domain-containing protein. The transcript is spliced from 11 exons. Gene Ontology annotation, biological process: magnesium ion homeostasis. Gene Ontology annotation, cellular component: intracellular membrane-bounded organelle. The record is from RefSeq and is a predicted model, not a curated record. NCBI's taxonomy places the organism in Eukaryota, Fungi, Basidiomycota, Agaricomycetes, Cantharellales, Hydnaceae. Bases 1 to 1119 code for a protein of 372 amino acids.
AUGGUUCUACGCGCUGCAGUUCAUGCGGCACCUGUUCCAGGUCUCAUCGUCGUAGCUCAUAAACACAAGGUAUAUCCUGAAUGGGGGAGUGCUACUUUUUGGUGGAGGAUUGGUAUAAGCUGCAUACUAGUCCUUGCUGGGGGAGUGUUUGCAGGUUUGACUCUCGGUCUUAUGGGCCUGGACCUUCUGCAUCUACGAGUGCUCGCCUCGUCCUCAGAUGAUGCAGAGGAACGCAAAAACGCGAAUACAGUGUUAAAACUUCUCGAUAAGGGUCGUCAUUGGGUGCUUGUGGUUUUGCUUCUUGGGAACGUUAUCAUCAACGAGAGCUUGCCGAUAUUCUUGGACAGUGCGAUUGGGGCCGGAUUUACUGCUGUAGUUAUAUCUACAGUCAUGGUUGUUAUUUUUGGAUACGGACUGCAAAUCGGGGCUCGAUGCGCCCCAUUUGUGCUGGCAUUAAUGUAUAUUUUUGCACCCGUCGCCUGGCCCACUGCAAAACUGCUGGAUCGUGUUCUAGGUGAAUCCGAAGAUACAACAUAUAAGAAGGCUGAGCUUCGCACAUUCCUCAAAUUUCAUCGUAAUUCUUCAGAGCCGCUCAGAGAUGAUGAGAUUGCCAUCCUUGACGGUGUUCUUUCCCUAAACGACAAAAGAAUCGAUCAAAUUAUGACGCCGAUCAAGGACGUCGUAACAAUCAGUUCCAACAUGAUUCUUGAUCACGCAGCGGUCGACAAGCUCUUAACAAGCGGUUAUUCGCGCUUUCCGAUCUACAAAGGCAACAACAAACACCAUUUUAUUGGAUUGCUUUUGAUCAAAAAGCUUAUUACGUACGAUCCUGAUGAUAAACUCCCUGUUGAUGCUUUUCCAUUAUCAAUUCUUCCAGAGGCGAAACCGACUAUAAACUGCUUCCAGGCAAGCCAAAAACACCAAACGGGUCGUGCCCAUUUACUACUAAUAUCGGAGCACCCAGGAGAACCCCGUGGAGCCAUCGGCGUGAUAACCCUUGAAGACAUUAUUGAAGAGAUAAUCGAGGAAGAGAUAGUCGAUGAGACGGAUAGGUACGAGUCGAACCAAUCCAAGCUGAAAGCGAAACGCAUGUCAACUGCUGCUAUCAUGAAAGGGUGA